AUGACAGUCCCAAAACCAGUCAUUGUCUUCGUGCCCGGCGCCUUCAGCCGGCCCUCCGACUUCGAUCUCGUCUCAGGCCCGUUACGCGAGGCUGGCUAUGAAGUCCACGUCGUCCACCACCCCUCGUCGCCCGACGUCCUCGUCCGGCCGACGCCUAGUAUGUACGACGACGCAGAGAACAUCCACCGCCUGGUGGAAAAGCUAGCCGACGAGGGCAAGGACAUCAUCAUAGUCAUGCACUCCUACGGCGGUCUCCCGGGAACACAAGCCUGUGAGGGCCUGAGCCGCCGCGAGCGGCGGAAAGCUGCCAAGCCGGGCGGCAUCGUGCGUCUCCUCUACGUCGGGGCCGCAAUCGCGCCGGUGGGCGCGUCGAUGGCUGGGGUCCUGCGCACUACGAUGCCGCUGCCUUCGGUCGAGGCUGCCGAUGGAAAGCCGUCCCUAUGGACGUCGGUCACCAUUGCUAUGGGGGGCCUGAUCCCCUUGUCGUGGACGGCGUGGCUGUUCUCACACUCCUCACUGGCUGCGUCCGUAGAAGGACUCUGGGCAUAUAACCGCAACCCGGAGAUCUUCACCGACUGGCUGCUCGCCGACAUGCCGCGGGAGGAAGCCCUGGGGUAUGCCUCGAUGUCUUCCUCGGUCGCGCAGUCUGUCAAGUCCACUGUGACCCCCCUCACCUACGCUGGGUACAAGCACAUCCCGUGCUCGUACUUUCUUACGCGGCUGGAUCGUGUCAACCCCCCCGAGGCUCAGCGAGGGUUCAUCGAGCUUGUGGAGAAGGAAAGCGGGGCUCGGGUUGACGUCCAUGAGUACGAGGUGGGACAUUGUCCUCAGCUGACCCGACCGCUCUGCGAGGUUGAGUGUGUGAGGCGGGUGGCUGAGAAUAUAUAG
Messenger RNA from Diaporthe batatas, 888 nucleotides. RefSeq lists its product as uncharacterized. Bases 1 to 888 code for a protein of 295 amino acids. The transcript has a single exon. The record is from RefSeq and is a predicted model, not a curated record. Lineage: Eukaryota; Fungi; Ascomycota; Sordariomycetes; Diaporthales; Diaporthaceae.